AUGGACAUUGGCAUCGUGGGGCUGGGUGCAAUGGGCAAAAACCUUGCGCUCAAUUUCCACCGCAAUAAGUUCAAGGUUGCUAUCUACAACAGAACGCACUCGAAGGCGAAAGCUGUUGCCGAUGAGCUCAAGUCAGAGAGCUUAAAAGCGUACGAGUCCGUCAGUGACUUUGUAGCCUCUUUGGUAAAGCCUCGUGUUAUCGUCCUCCUCGUUCAGGCAGAUGCUGUCGAUUCUGUUGGGGAGAUGAUGGCUAAAUGCAUGCAGGAGGAUGAUAUCAUUAUAGAUUCAGGUAACUCUUACUACAAGCUCACAGAGGAGCGUAAGGUUCGCUUUCACAAGAACUUCAAAGUGCAUUUUUACGGGAUAGGCAUUUCGGGCGGUGAAGAAGGCGCCCUCUGGGGGCCUGCGAUAAUGGUUGGCGGGGACGAAGAGAGCGCAAGAAAGCGCCUCCUUCCACUUCUUGAGAAGGUCUGUGCAGACCCCCAGGUCGAGGGGACUGAUGGAAAGAAAUGCAUAUCUUAUUGUGGGCCCGGAGGUGCUGGCCACAUGGUGAAGAUGGUGCACAAUGGCUGCGAAUACGGCAUCAUGCAACUUAUUUCCGAGGCAAUCGCCAUCUUUCGCUCGGUCCUCAAGUUUUCCGUGGAACAGGUGGCCGAUGUCUUUGCGUUGUAUGCAAGGACCGAAGGCUGCUAUCUGUUCGAAAAUGUCGCCCAGAUACUAUACAAGAAGGAGGAUGACAAGCCUCUUAUUGACUUUGUCAAAGACGUGGCCAUGCAGAAAGGGACUGGCCGUUGGACGUCUAUCGAGGCGCUGAAUCUAGGGGUAUGCGCGACGAUCAUUGAUGCAGGCGUGGCUGCACGCACGUUCUCGAGCUCAAAGGACCGCUUUCUGAUGCAUGUCGAGGACUCCACCGCGUUGCUGAAGUCUGUCUUCACACAGGGUCUUUGUAAGGACGCUAUCAUGCGUUCUCUGCUGGCCGCUAUGCUCCUUGCAUUCCAACAGUCUAUCUGCGUUAUUCACGCCCUCUCCGAAUCUAUGCAAUACAACACAAGCAUCUUUGAGGCUCUUUGCUCCUGGCGCGGAGGCUGCAUAAUUCGCAUGAAUCUUCUUACACCGCUGGCGGACUUCUACAAGCAGAACGCCAACAAGCGUGUACCGCUGAUGCAUGCAAGCUUUGUGAAGGAAAAGUACAUCAAUCGUGACGUUGUCUCCCAGCUCAGGUUGCUGGUCUCCUCUGCCGUGAAGGCUGGGCUGCCUAUACCGGCUUUUUCGUCUGCUAUGACAUAUCUCGACAUGAUCCAGACUGAGGUUCUGCCGACCAAGUAUAUUCAGGGCAUGAGGGAUAACUUUGGAGCUCACACCUAUGAAAGGAUUGACAAGGAAGGUGUAUUCCACUCUGUCUGGACUGAGAAAUAA
Messenger RNA from Giardia duodenalis, 1416 nucleotides. RefSeq names its product 6-phosphogluconate dehydrogenase, decarboxylating. The coding region runs from base 1 to 1416 and encodes 471 amino acids. The record is from RefSeq and is a predicted model, not a curated record. Lineage: Eukaryota; Fornicata; Diplomonadida; Hexamitidae. The transcript has a single exon. Gene Ontology annotation, biological process: pentose-phosphate shunt, oxidative branch; pentose-phosphate shunt. Gene Ontology annotation, molecular function: phosphogluconate dehydrogenase (decarboxylating) activity; NADP binding. Gene Ontology annotation, cellular component: cytosol.